Molecule: messenger RNA, 887 nt
Organism: Linum tenue
Lineage: Eukaryota; Viridiplantae; Streptophyta; Magnoliopsida; Malpighiales; Linaceae
Source: the annotation of a GenBank genome assembly
GCAAAUUAUCUUCUUUGGAAGGCUAUAUAUUUACAUUUUGGGCUAACACAAACCCUAGCCGGCAGCCGCUCUUUCUCGCCUCUCCUUCCACGAUUACCCUAUCUCUUUCCUUCCUUACUUUACUCUCCUCUGGUUUUAACGAAAGACGGGGUCAAGACGGCCUCCUGGUUUCCCGAUCUGCUUAGCGGCACACUUGAGCAAAGACGGCCGAGAGAUGUAGGCGGGGCGGUGGUUCGGCAAUCGGCCAAGCGAAGCUUUAUUGAUCUGCCGUUCUCUCCGUCGCCAACCACCGAUUGUAGAAGCCAUGAUUGGAUAUUGCUUUUCCCGAUACGCCUCUCGAUUUGGAAGCCCGAUCCUUCGAGACCCAUCCUUAGUCGAUCUCUCUCAAAGAAACGACAGAUCUAUCCCGUCUUUUAUAGGUGAGAUCGUCAUAUACAGAUCUGUUUUCUUUCUAUUUCGCUUUUCUUGUUUCAAGGGGGUUCUGACUUUCUUUUAUUUUCUUGGUUAAUUUUUAACUCCGAUGAGGGGAUCUGAAAGGGAAGUUCAGAGACGGCAGUGAGAUUGUCGGUGGCCGUGAACGACCACCCGCUCUGCCGGCGAAGAACCAGCAGCCACCGCUGAGAGGUUUGGAAUGAUGGAGGCUUUGAUGAUAUUCUCUGAAACCCUUGGUUAGGAUUAGGGUGUAUAAAUCUGUGUUUGGACAUGGAUUUAAAGUUGGAACUGGUACUUGGGCUAAUCUCAGGCGAACUUGAGAUUUAUUUAUUUUAAUGAGGUGAUGAAUUGAUUUUGACAAGAAGACAAACUUGAAAUAACUAAAAAAUGAACGAGAAAAUAAAUACUAAAUAUAUUUAAUUGAGACCAUAGAUAAUUAUGAAUAAACUCCAGAA